Messenger RNA from Sipha flava (yellow sugarcane aphid), 1185 nucleotides. RefSeq names its product dnaJ homolog subfamily C member 17. The record is from RefSeq and is a predicted model, not a curated record. NCBI's taxonomy places the organism in Eukaryota, Metazoa, Arthropoda, Insecta, Hemiptera, Aphididae. Gene Ontology annotation, cellular component: spliceosomal complex. Gene Ontology annotation, molecular function: RNA binding. The transcript is spliced from 7 exons. Gene Ontology annotation, biological process: spliceosomal complex disassembly. The coding region runs from base 100 to 1017 and encodes 305 amino acids.
UAUUACACACCAUGAUCAACAUUGGGAUUUUGAAAUUUAAAGUUCUUAUCCGCUUUUAGGAUUCAUUGAUUUUCAUACUGCAUUUUAUAAUAACUUAUAAUGGAUUCAGAACUGAAAGAUUUAGAUCUUUAUGAAAUACUUGAGAUCCAACAAUCAGCUACUGAAAAGGAGGUUAAAACAGCGUAUAGAAAGAAAGCUCUACAAUUUCAUCCAGAUAAAAACCCUGAUAAUCCAAAAGCAGCACAAUUGUUUUUGCAGUUAUCUAAAAUAUUAGCUGUUCUGACAGACACUGCUGCUCGUAGUGCUUAUGACAAGUUAAUAAAUGCUAAGCUUGCUGCAAAAUUACGGGAAAAAGAAUAUGAUUCGAAGCGAAAGAAACUUAUAGAUGAUCUGGCUAGAAGGGAAAAAGGAGCAUUAGAAAAACAAAAAGAUACAGUUGAACGAAAUUUUGAGAAAGAAUUAGAACGCUUAAGAAGAGAAAGUUCAGAUUUACUUGCCAAAGAAAGAGCUCGUGUUAAUGAGUUGCUUAAGCAGCAAGAAACUGAGAAAGAAAUGAAUGGUUCAUAUAAAUUAAAAGUAAAAUGGAUAGAAAAUGAAGUGUAUGAUAAAGAUAAUUUAAGAUCUCUGUUUUCUAAGUACGGCGAUGUGAUUACUGUAGUAGUUUUGGAGAGUAAAAAAUGUGUUGCACUAAUCGAAUACAAUACAAAAAAUUCAGCUAUUAAUGCCAAAAAUUUAGAAGUUGGUUAUCCACAUUGUCCACUAACAGUAAGCUUUAUUGGAGAUUAUGGUCAAGAUACUAAGAAAAGUUCUAAUCAGACUUCUGCAUCAAAGUCAAGCAAUAUGACUUAUCAAAAUAAAAAUGAUAAUGAAACCAAAAAUACCAAAUUUAAAUCAACUUCACAGGCAUUUUUGGAUUAUGAAGCAAUGAUACUUGAAAGAUUUCGACAAGCUGGUAAAUCUAAGCAAGAGAGUUGUAAUUUAAAAAAUAUGAGUACUGAAGAAUCAAAAUCAGUCUGAUUAAUACUAUAAUAUUUAGUUUGUACACAAUUCAUGCAAUGAAAUGACAACAUAGACAGGUAUUCACUUAGUUUAAUAUUUUGAGAGUAUGAAUCUUUUAAUUUAUUGAAAGUAUAGUGAAUAGUCUUGGCUCUCUAAAAAUAAUAAAACAUUUUGUAAUAAUGUAAA